Psylliodes chrysocephalus is the source of this 1636-nucleotide messenger RNA. NCBI's taxonomy places the organism in Eukaryota, Metazoa, Arthropoda, Insecta, Coleoptera, Chrysomelidae. The record is from the annotation of a GenBank genome assembly.
UUGUUUAUUGAGGUUAUGUUUUAUAUUUUGUUGAUAAUGUGUAUGAAUGAUAUAAUUUUUUAAUGGAAAGAAUGGAUAAUAACUCAAAAUUUUGCCGUUUCUGUCUAUAUGAAGAGCAGGCUGAUUCGAAUAAUUUACUUCUAGAUAUAUUUAAAACCCAGUUACAAAAUGAGUUAAAAAAUUUAGGAAGUAUACUUAUUAAUCAUGAGGACAAUAUACCUCCCUUAGUAUGUGGAAACUGCCUUGAUUUUAUUAAACAAAUUUUAGAAUUUUUGGAGAAAGUUCAACAUUCCAAAAAAGUUUUAUACAAACUGUAUAAUAAUAAAGAUGAGAAAGAGGACCUAGAUAAAAUUGAAGUCAUUAAACCUGUUGUUAGUCAGAGCCAAUUGAAUACAGAUAUUCAGUGCUAUAUGAAAGAAAAUAAAAACAAAUCUAAAAUUGAUGCAUCCAAAUCAGAAAUAAAUAACGUUAAAAGUAAAGAAAAUGCCAAUAAAAAUAAAAGUCGCCGAAAAUGUCGAUCUGUCACUAAAUCGUGUAUAGAGCCCAAUCAAAAAAGAUAUAUAAAUGUUAGACAGAAUAACGAAAGCCGCUAUGAAUUCUGCAAAGCUGAAACCAUUGAUAAUGAGAUAAAUAAAGAAAAGGAAAUUAGUGAUGCUGUUUAUUUCCCUGGAGGACAUAACAUCAAUCUCUAUAAAAAACAAGUAAACAAUAUAAUCAGUGUACCUGCUAAACUUACACAACUCAAAAGUACUGAAAAUAAUUACGUAUACUCCUGUAGUAUUUGUUCUGAACAAUUCGAUCAUUUUUUUGACUAUCAAGAUCAUCAACAUUCUCACAAUGGACAAUUUGUGUUUUGUUGUUCGAAAUGUAAUGAGGUGUUCUCAAGACGGACUGAUCUUGUUAUACAUGAAAGUAAACAUAAAGUGGCGUGUACUGUUUGUAAUAUACAAGUUUUACCAAAAAAUUUGUCAGCUCAUAUGAAGAAACAUACAGACUUAUUUAAAUGUGCAGAUUGUCACUCACGUCAUUCAUCACGAGCCCUGUUGGAAAACCAUUUUAAAGCUCGUCACGCCGGUAUAAAAGGCUACGUAUGUCAUAUUUGCGGCAAACAGAACAGUUGUCAAGCAUCUAUGAAUCGCCAUCUUGCGACGCAUCUUUCGGUCAAGCCGUUCAAGUGCAAGAUGUGCAGCUUCGCCACUAAAUCAAAAAACAUCCUUAAAGUUCACGAGUUAAGGAAACAUUCCAAUCAAAUGACUAACUGUGAUAUUUGUACAAAGACUUUUAAGUCCGAGCUAAGUUUAAAUCAGCACAAAAAACGUAUGCACCAGCCGAAAAAGCACAGCUGCAAGCACUGCGGAAAAAGCUUCGUGGAAAAAUAUAACCUAGAUCAACAUUUGAGAAAAAGACACUCAAUUCAACGGGUCUUCGCUUGUAAAAUAUGCCAUGAAGAUUUUUUGACAUCGCAGAAAUUGAAAGAUCACAUGCACAGUCACAGAAGUGGGUGCGUCAGUUGCGAAAAUUGCGGGAAAACAUUUUUUUAUAAGAAGCAUUGGUUGAAGCACGUGGAAAAGUGCGGAUCUAGUUUAGUGUCUCGUAUUAUACAGAAAUGGAAAGAAUAGAAUUAUUUUUUAAAUAA